AUGCCGCGCGGAGUUUGCGGCCGGCUCGCCUCAGCGCUGCGGGGGACACGCGCACAGCCGCCCGCGGUCGCCCAGAGGUGUGUGCACGCGUCGGUGUCGCGGCCGUCCCCAGACCAGAGCGAGCGGACGCGGGAACCGCCCCGCGCCUUCGACCCAGCGCUGCUGGAGUUCCUGGUGUGCCCGCUCUCCAAGAAGCCGCUCCGAUAUGAAGCAUCGACAAAUGAAUUGAUUAACGAAGAGUUAGGAAUAGCCUAUCCAAUUAUUGCUGGGAUUCCUAAUAUACCACAGGCAGCUAGGAUGACACAUCAAAAUAAGAAGCAAGAAGAAACGGAGCAGCAUUAG
Messenger RNA from Eubalaena glacialis (North Atlantic right whale), 342 nucleotides. Its product is annotated as protein preY, mitochondrial-like. The transcript has a single exon. The coding region runs from base 1 to 342 and encodes 113 amino acids. Lineage: Eukaryota; Metazoa; Chordata; Mammalia; Artiodactyla; Balaenidae. The record is from RefSeq and is a predicted model, not a curated record.